This is a messenger RNA of Gallus gallus (chicken), 2009 nucleotides long. It is a transcript of the gene ATXN10, whose product is annotated as ataxin 10. The record is from RefSeq and is a predicted model, not a curated record. Lineage: Eukaryota; Metazoa; Chordata; Aves; Galliformes; Phasianidae. Gene Ontology annotation, biological process: neuron projection development. Gene Ontology annotation, cellular component: cytosol. The transcript is spliced from 11 exons. The coding region runs from base 21 to 1463 and encodes 480 amino acids.
GGGCCGCGCCGGGGUGCGCGAUGGCGGCGAAAGAGGGAGCGCUGCCUGAGGCGGCGGCGCGACUGAAGCGAUUCAUGGCGGCCGAGCCGUCGGCCCGCCUGGAGAGCGUGCGGGCGCUGACGGGCCUGUUCCGGGAGGCGCAGCCCAGAGAAAUGGCAGAAGAAAGUCUAUUCCGGGAUCUCCUGGAAAUCCUGAUAAAAGCCUCAAAUGAAAUUGAACAGGCCUGUAAAGAUUCCUCUGAACUGCUGGAUUUAGACACCUGUCUGGUGCUCACAGCAGAAUGUUUCAGAUGUCUGAGGAAUGCCUGUGUUCAGUGUGCCAAGAAUCAACAUGUCAUGAGGAACUUGGGCCUUAUCGCUACAUCUAUCCAUUUGAUCAAAUUGCUUGACAGAAUGCCGAUCAAAGGAGAACCAUUACUGACUGCUUUUCGAUGUAGCCUGCAGUUUCUUGGAAACAUUGCAGCAGGAAAUGGAGAUUCCCAGAAUAGCAUUUGGAAGUGUGCUUUCCCAGAUCUCUUCUUGACCUGCCUAACCUACAGUGAUGAGAAAAUUGUUGCAUACUGUUGUAUGGUCUUGUUUACCUGCCUUAAUUCAGAGAAAGUGAAGGAACUGCUGGAUCCCAGGAACUUGUCUGUGGCUCUUCACGUCAUAAAAGUCUACAAAAAACAAUUGGAGUCUGAGUGGUCGUUCUUAAUUGUUACAGACUAUUUGCUGCAAUGUCCAGAGUUGGUAAAAGCCCUCUAUGCCAAACUGAGCAAUCAAGAAAGGGUUACUUUUUUAGAGCUGAUAAUGGCAAAAGUGAGUGAGAAGAACUCAGUUACCAGUGAAGAAAUGAAUGUGUUCAUGAGACAUGCUGAUUUCCUUGCAGGCUGUUUCCAAGAGAAAUGUGAAGCUGUGCUCAAGCUAACUUCUGCAGCAGAUGCAGAAGAUGAGGAAGCCCUGGUUACAAUUCGGCUUCUUGACAUUCUUUGUGAAAUGACAUCAAACAAUGGACAACUGGAAUAUCUGCAGACUUUGCCUGAUUUGCUUCAGACAGCCAUAGAUACGCUGAGACUAACUCAUCUUGCUGGAAAACAGGCUGUAAAUAUUUUCACAACCACACAUGCUAUGACAUGGCAAGAAGAAAUUUCACAUCCAGCUGUGGGUUUUAAAGCUCAUCUCAUUCGUUUGAUUGGAAACUUGUGUUACAAAAAUAAGGAAAACCAAGACAAGGUUUAUGAGUUGGAUGGCAUCCCACUGAUUCUAGACAACUGCAGCAUUGAUGACAACAAUCCUUUUCUGAACCAGUGGGCAGUAUAUGCUAUCCGAAAUCUCACUGAACAGAAUGAGAGAAACCAACAGCUUAUUGCGCAGAUGGAGGAGAAAGGGCUGGCAGAUAAUUCUGCCCUUGAGAGUAUGGGUUUACAGAUAGAGAAACAAGAUGAGAAGUUAAUUCUGAGAUCUGCCAGAAAAAAGCCUUCAUGAACAAAAAAAUUAAGAACAGUUGAUUCAUUAAAAGAGGAUUUCUCUUUUAAAAUGUUUUCCCUGCUGAGACAAUCAAGACUUCUUCAAUUUUAGUUCCAGUUGGCUGAAUGUGUUCUGUUCAUUCUUGGAGAAACUGCCAUACAAUUGUUCUCCUUUCCUGUUGUAAACAAAGAGAUACGUCUGCUUUUUCUAUAUACCAAGGUAGAUGAAUUUAUGGAGAAAAAUCCUUCUUUUUCACAUGGUUGAAAUGUCAUUGCGUUCCUGUUUCAUUAGUACAAAGAUGACCUAUUGAGUUAGAAUUUCCUUUGCUAAGCCUGAGGGCAACUAUCAUUAAAAACACAACUAAAAUAACUGUUCUGCAGUUUGCCGUGUAUAUUUACAAGAUCUGUGCUGAACCAGGGCAGAACAAUGAAAGUUGUUUGUUUUCUCUCAUGAUGCUUAAAUAACUGUACUUACAUAAAGAACAGUGGAAUGUCGGAUGUACGUAAAUAUUUAGUGAAUUAAACAAAACGUGCCUUCAGCAUAUUAAAUUGUUAUUAAAUUGUG